Molecule: messenger RNA, 1504 nt
Organism: Hibiscus syriacus
Lineage: Eukaryota; Viridiplantae; Streptophyta; Magnoliopsida; Malvales; Malvaceae
Product: anthocyanidin 3-O-glucosyltransferase 2-like
Exons: 1
Coding region: 53-1489 (478 amino acids)
Molecular function (GO): UDP-glycosyltransferase activity
Source: RefSeq, a predicted model, not a curated record
AAGCGACGCUGCCAUCGAUCUAUCUUCAUCGACUUUCCUUUUCCGUUUCGAGAUGAUGAAGAAAGCGGAGCUAGUGUUCAUCCCAGUGCCUGCAAUAGGUCAUUUGGUAUCCGCAAUUCAAUUGGCUAAGCUUUUAGUGGAUCUCAAUUCCAACCUCUCCAUCACAGUCCUCGCCAUCAAGCCACCCCGCGACGCAAAAGUCUCCGCCUACAUCGACUCUCUCGCAGCCGCCACCCGCAUCAAAUUCGUUGUCCUCCAACAAUCUGGCGCAGAAGUUGAUGUUUUCAGGUUUUUGGGUUCUUUAGUUCAAACCCACAGACAGCUUGUGAAAGAGGCCGUCACCAGCAUAGUUGAGCACUCCAACUCCGUUCCAGACUCACCUCGACUCGCGGGGUUCGUUAUCGACGUGUUUUUAACUCCUCUCGUAACCUUGGCUAACGAGUUCGGCGUUCCUAGCUACGCGUUUUACACUGCGGGUGCUGGUUUUCUUGGCUUCCAAUUCUACACUCAAGCUCUUCACGAUGAACAAAACGUUGAUUUCGUCGAGUUAAAAGACUCGGACACUGAGUUCACCAUUCCAUCAUAUGUCAACCCGGUUUCCAUUAGAUUAUUUCCGUCCGUAAUGUUAAAUCCUCAAGCAGUUACCAUCUUCCUUAACAUGGCGAAAGGGUUACGAGCGGUGAAGGGUAUAAUGGUAAAUACAUUUUCCGAGUUUGAGACCCAUGCGCUUGAUUACCUUACUAAUGGUAAGCUUCAAAUUCCACCCGUUUACCCGGUGGGACCCAUAUUGAAUCUCGAAGGCUUAAGCAGAGUCCAUCAGAAUUAUGAUACAAUCAUGCAAUGGCUCAACGAACAACCUCGUUCAUCGGUAGUGUUCCUCUGCUUCGGAAGCAUGGGAAGCUUCAGUGUGGCUCAAGUGAAAGAGAUCGCCAACGCACUGGAGCAGAGUGGGCACCGAUUCUUGUGGUCUUUACGGCGACCGGCGGAGCAAGUAAAGGGUAUUAAUGGAUGUCCGUUGGAUUACGAAAACGUGGAGGAGGUGUUGCCGGAAGGGUUCUUAAACCGGACGAUUGAGAUUGGUAAGAUCAUCGGUUGGGCACCACAAGUGGCCAUCUUAAGUCACCCCGCAAUAGGAGGAUUUGUGUCGCACUGUGGCUGGAAUUCUAUAUUAGAGAGCAUAUGGUUUGACGUGCCUAUGGCAGCAUGGCCGCUUUACGCGGAGCAGCAGUUGAAUGCAUCGAUGUUGGUGAAAGAGUAUGAAUUAGCGGUGGAGAUUAAGAUGGACUAUAAGAACGAUGACGAUGAGGUUUCAAUCGUAGAGGCAGAGACGAUAGAGAAAGGAAUUAGACUGUUGAUGGAGCAUGACGGUGUCGUUCGACGGAGAAUGAAGGAAAUGAGUGGUAAGUGUAGGAAGGCUUUAAUGAAAGGUGGAUCUUCACAUUCCAUGUUACAUCGUUUUAUCGAUAAUGUGGUGGACAAUAUGCCAUGAAAUAGCUGGUUUAGU